AUGAACGCCAUUGACAACAAGGAAAGUUUGACGAGGAAAGAAUGGAUGGGGCACUAUGAUACCUGCUACAAGCUGUGCACUGGCACUGACCGACACGAGCUUGGCCUUUACAACUGCCUUCGCGCGAGCUUCGUGAAGCAGGUUGCCCACAUCAUCAACACGAAACUGGCUGAUCUGAAGGAUGUCUCGCUUCUGAAGAAGUACCUCGAGACCUUUGAGAUCUACCGCUCCUCUGCUCGUGCCAUCGCCAACACCUCUCAGAUUCUGGCUCGCUUUUGGAUUCCCUCACAGAGGGCGUCCAAGAAGGACGUGCGCGAGAUUGCACCGCUGUCGAUCUGGGUGUGGCGAGAGUACUGCUACAAGGCGCUGAAGGAGCAGCUCCUCUCAGCGCUCUUCUCGUACAUCGAACGCGACAGGAACGGCGCCAUGCUCGACAAGUCCCUCGUCAGGGACAUGAUCGAGAGUCUGAACGCGAUCGCACUCGACGACUCGCGCAAGUUCUACGAACAGGAGUUCGAGGCUCGUUUCCUCGAGGAGACCAAGGCGUACUACGUCAACGAGUCCACCAACUUCUUGUCCUCCAACAGCAUUUCGGACUACAUGACCAAGGCCGAAGAGCGCAUCAAAGAGGAGUCGAGCAACUGCGAGGCCUCCUACAAGGACACCCUGGCCAAGCUGGAGCAAGCGCUCAAUUUUGCAUUGAUCGAGAAUCACAUGGAAUCGCUCCAGGCGACCUUCAAGAGCAUGCUCACCGCCGACAGGCAGCAGGAUAUGACGCGAUUCUAUUUUUUGCUGUCGCGAGUGGCCAACGGACUCACCAACAGUGCCAAGACCUUCGAGGAGCACGUCGCCGCGCAGGGUGUGGCGAUCGUCAAGGAACAGGCCUCCAAGAAGACCGCCCAAGCUGCCAUGAAGUCUGCAAUCAGCUUCAUCCAACAGGUCACUAACGCCCAACACACCACCGGCGACCAGACGGCGGAGCUCUACACCAAAUAUUCGGCGCAGGUCGACCAGUGCUUCUUGAAGAACUCCAGCUUCAAGGAGGCCUUCGACAAGGCCUUCGUCACCAUCAUGAACCUGAGCGCGGGCAAAUUCACCACGCUGCUCAACUUCUAUCUCGACUACCUGCUCAAGGGCAAGGCCAAGAUCGCCGAAGAGGAAAAGGCCGCCCAGCUCGAGGACAUCGCGCGGCUGUUCUCGUACUUUCGAGACAAGGACGAGUUCGCAGAGUACGCCCGGCGCGGGCUGUGCAAGCGCCUGCUGGCGCGCGGGUCCGGUUUCGACGAAACGGCAGAGAAGAACUUCAUCUCCCUGCUCAAGGCCCAGUGCGGCAAUUCCUUCACUCGGCGCCUCCAGGGCAUGUUCACCGACGCCGAGGACGAGUCCAUCGCCCGGGUCAAGCAGCGGUUCCAGGAAUGGAAUGGCGACUCCGACAAGGUGCUGAACGACUCGUUCUGGCCGAUCUCGGGCGUCGAUAAGUUCCCCCUCCCCGGUCAGUCGUCCGAGUUCGUCGCGUCCGUCUCCAAGUUCGAAGAGUUCUACAAACACGAAACCGGCGGAUCGAAGCAGCUGCGCUGGUUGUACAACCACGGAACGGUGAUGCUGUCCACCACGGAGGGCAAGGCCAAGCGGGAAUUGGUGGUGACGCCCCUCCAGGCGUCGAUCCUGCUGCUCUUCAACCAGAAGGACGCCUGGGCGCUCAACGAGAUCAAGGCCGUCCUGUGGCCCGGCGACCAGUCCCGGGCCAAGCUGCGGGCGUCGCGCUCGUCCGAGUACGACAUCAACCUCAUGGAGAUUCUCAAGGCCGCCAUUCAGCCUCUGGCCUGCUGGAGCUUCACAGCACUCGAGCGCUCCACACAGAGUCCCGCAGAAGUUCAAACCGAGGCGGAGAAAUCGGCGAAGGGCGGCGAGAGCGAAGUCGAUGCGGAGUCCAGCGCUGAAAAGAUCAACGACGACGACGUGUUCACUGUCAAGAUCGACCUCAAGAAGAAGCGGCGCGUUGCCUUCCCCGCCGGAAGCGCCAAGCAGGAAUCCAAGCAGGCCAAGCAGGAUCAGGUGGCCGUCGUGAAGCAGCGAGCGUUCGAGGUGGAUGCGGCCAUGGUCCGCGUGCUCAAGUCUCGAAACGUGCUCUCGUGGACCGAGCUUCAGCUUCAGGUGGUGGACAUCCUAAAGGUGAGGUUCCUGCCACAGGCGAAGCUGCUCAAGGCGCGCCUGGAGUCGCUGAUCGAGCGAGGCUUCCUCGACCGCGACGCCAACGACCGCACACUCCUCAAAUACAUCGCCUGA
Messenger RNA from Acanthamoeba castellanii str. Neff, 2286 nucleotides. Its product is annotated as cullin family protein. Bases 1 to 2286 code for a protein of 761 amino acids. Gene Ontology annotation, molecular function: ubiquitin protein ligase binding. The record is from RefSeq and is a predicted model, not a curated record. Gene Ontology annotation, biological process: protein ubiquitination; ubiquitin-dependent protein catabolic process. Lineage: Eukaryota; Discosea; Longamoebia; Acanthamoebidae. Gene Ontology annotation, cellular component: cullin-RING ubiquitin ligase complex. The transcript has 15 exons.